GGCUGCGGCGGCGCGCAGGGCGUCACUGAGAGCCCUGGCCUGGGGCGGACAAAGAUGGCGGCGCCCGCGAGCUGACAGAAACCGGAGCGAGAUGUGGCCGCCGGCGUUGCUGCUGCGAGGAGUCUCGGCCGCGGCGGCAAGGGGAAGCACUGCGCUGCGGGGGUGGAGCCGCCUCGGCCCGUGCGUGGCGGCGAGUCCGGGCACUCGUAAGAGCCCUCUCCUUCAAACAGCCAGGAAUUAUGCCAGGCCUACCCAUAAAAAGAAGGAAGAAAUCCCCAGCCAUUUGGAUGACCUGCCUGCCACAAUGCUGCUGAAAGAUUAUGCCAAGGUCCCAGUUAUAAACAAGGUAGACAAUGUUGUGCGAAGGCUGCUGUCUCUGGAAAUGGCAAACCAGAGGGAGAAAGUGAAAAUCAAGAAAGAACAGCUGGCAGAGAAAGUCCGGAAGAGCCCAAAUGACUCUGGCUCCUUCGAGGUUCAAGUUGCACACUUGACAGCCCAGAUCUGCACGCUCCAGGAACAUCUGCAUUUGCAUCCCAAGGACAAGGUCAACCGUCGCAACAUGAUGAUGGCCAAAGACCGACGGAAUAUGCUGCUGAAGUUUCUGCGCAAUCGCCGCUAUGAUGUCUAUGAGAACACAUGCAAGCAGCUGGGCAUUAAGUAUGAGUUCCCUCUGCUGUACCGUCGGAGAGCCACACGGCGCUGGGUUGUCAAGAAAGCCUUGUGCCUCAAGGUCUUCCAAGAGGUACAGAAGCUGAAAGCCCAGGAGAGUCUCAGGAAGCAGCAAGGGUCGCUAAAGAGAGGCAGAGCGGCAGAGCAGCAGGCGUUGCCAGUGGAAGGAACCCCAGUAUAAGCAACGCCUGCUCUGUGUGGGGGGAAGGGGGCUUAUAUGGAGCAACACGUUCUGAAGCUGGUAGCCAAUAAAUGGUUUAACCACCAGCGUUUCCUCUGCUUUCAGAA
Molecule: messenger RNA, 957 nt
Organism: Rhineura floridana
Lineage: Eukaryota; Metazoa; Chordata; Lepidosauria; Squamata; Rhineuridae
Gene: MRPS15
Product: mitochondrial ribosomal protein S15
Exons: 8
Coding region: 92-850 (252 amino acids)
Biological process (GO): translation
Cellular component (GO): ribosome
Molecular function (GO): structural constituent of ribosome
Source: RefSeq, a predicted model, not a curated record